Amborella trichopoda is the source of this 1078-nucleotide messenger RNA. Lineage: Eukaryota; Viridiplantae; Streptophyta; Magnoliopsida; Amborellales; Amborellaceae. The record is from RefSeq and is a predicted model, not a curated record.
UACGCAGAAAACAUACUGGCCGAAGUUAAAAUUUACAAUCGUGCGAUUUUCGGAUGUUCAACGUUCCAAAAUCCCAAAAAUUCGGAUGUAAUUCCUAUGAAGAAGAAGCUAUGUUUGCUUGCUCUCUGUAACUUUAAAUAGUUCAAUUCUCCAAAAAAAGAAAAAAAGAAAAAAAAACAUUCAUAGGGAGAUGAGUCCUGACAAGGGCGGAGGAAGGAGCCUUCCAGUGGAUACUAGCCUUCCAAGAUGGGUUUGCCAGAAUUGCCGCCAUCCAUUAUCGGUUGUAGGGGUCGAUUCAUAUGCUGAUAAGUUCUUUGGUGAUCCUUCUCGCUCAGGAAUGCAAGCUUCCUCAAUGCAUGGUGCUGGGAGCAUAUUGGGAUCGUGUAGAAUGGACAAUUCAUUUGUCGUGAUGCCAAAGCAAAGAAGUCCUGGUUUUCCUCCUCGUCCUCGCAGUUCAUCUCAGCAGCCUGGUAAUCUUGCUGUUUCAGGAAGUAUGAAUCCCCCUGGUCAGUAUGUUAUGCCCGAGAGACUCUCUACUACUCAAGGUGCAACCUCUACAACUGAUAGCCAUAGCAAUAAGGCCAUGGAAGAAUCCUUUGUGGUGUUGCCACCAGCUGCUGCUUCUGUGUACAAAGUCGAAUCUUCACCUGAAGGUGGCAUACCACUUUCACCACCACCUGGAGGGGGCCCUGCUAGCCCUUCUAACAUGAGCAAUGCUGGGUUUAAUUCUAGUAUUACCGUGUUGAAACGUGCAUUUGACAUAGCCACUGCCCAGACACAGGUUGAAGAAGAAAAAAGAAGGUUGGAGGGAGCAAUUGAAGAAAUUGAAAGGCAAUGUGCAGAGGUGAAUGCUGAUCUUCAAGAGGUGGAGUUGAAAUCAAAGCGCUUCGAAGAACUAAAGAAGAGGUAUUGGCAUGAGUUCAAUGAUUUCCAGUUCCAGCUUACAAUGCAUCAGAUUGGCUUGGGAGACUCUCUGAUUAGUGGCUUGUUUGAUGUUAUGCUCCAUUGUGCUCUUGGGGACGGCUUGUUUGUUAGUGCAAUUACUUGUUAUGAAAGCCUUUUGGGCGUAUGGAGAUAG